Messenger RNA from Solea senegalensis (Senegalese sole), 2089 nucleotides. RefSeq names its product zinc finger matrin-type 1 (gene zmat1). Gene Ontology annotation, molecular function: zinc ion binding; nucleic acid binding. The record is from RefSeq and is a predicted model, not a curated record. Lineage: Eukaryota; Metazoa; Chordata; Actinopteri; Pleuronectiformes; Soleidae. The transcript has 7 exons. Bases 7 to 1872 code for a protein of 621 amino acids.
AGAAAAAUGGACGACGUGAGUGUCUGUGCUCCGCUGCUUGCGGAGUCAGACACUCGAAAUAACACCAGUAAUGCCCCUAAUGCGGCUUCUGUGAUAGAUGCUGACAAAGUAAUAAACACUAAAAUAGAUAAUUCCCAGGGUGAAGGAGACACGGAUGAAGAGGAGCGACUUCGAUGCCUCCUCGCUGACACUUACUGCCAUGUGUGUGACGCUGUGCUCAAGUUUGAAUCUCAGCGAUUGUCCCACUAUGAGGGAAAGAGACAUGCUCAGAAGGUCAAGGUUUACCUGCAGACCAAGAGAGCAGAGAAGACCAAAACAGUGUCUGCAGGAGCCCAGAGCACCAUGACCACGGAUAAAACCCGUUUCUGUGAGCUGUGUAAUAUGGUGUUUACUUCCUCCAUGGUGUCAAAAUCACACUACGAAGGCAAAGUCCAUGCAAAGAAUCUGCGUAAACAAGGUUUCCAAUCUCCGGUCAUUAUCAGGAACUCUGAGGUGUCUACUUUACCAAGGCCUACUCAGGACCCUGAUCAAGCUCUCCAGAGUUCAGCAGCAGAGGGGGUUGUGCAGCAUCAUGUGGACCUUGGAGCCACCACAACCGCCUCCAGCACAGAGGUUGAUCUGAAGGACCCCAAUAAGUACUGUGCUCUGUGCACUGCCUCCUUCAACAAUCCUCAAAUGGCUCUGCAGCACUACAACGGACGCAAACACCAGAGGAACCAGAGCAGACAGGAGCUGAUGAGACGUCUGGGAGACGAUGUCCAACAAGCCGACCACCUCAUGUGUCAGAUGUGUAGUUUGGAGUUCAACUCUGUGGAAAUGUACCAGGCGCACGUUCAGGGAAGCAAGCAUCAGAUAAGAAAGAAGAAGGUCAUUGACCUGUGCAAAUCCCAACAGAAGGUCUACGGCACAUUUGCAGAUGAACUGGCAGACUAUGUCCAGGUUCAGAAAGCUCGUGGAAUUACUCCCAAGACCACCCAGGUCCUCCCUCAGGGUGACACUCUCAACAGGGAGGAAGAGGAGGAGGAGGAGGAGGAAGAGGAAGAGGGGUUACACCAUUUAUUAAAUACUAAGAGGCAUAUCACAGAACUGAACAACCCUAUACCCAUCUUUACUCCCACCCCUGACCCUCUCCAUCUCUCUGGCCCUGGUUGUUACUACCCCGCUAAAGGAUGGCAUCCUUCAUAUCAUCCUCACAACUGGGAUUACGGCUGCUCUCCACCAGGCCUCCCUGGACCUGGCUCACCUCAGUUCACCAGUCGGCCCAUGAGAGGAAGGAAGCGCAGAAGGCAGUCGAGCUCCUCCUCCUCCUCCUCGUAUACUACCUCAUCAUCAUCAUCACACUCCCCCUGUUCCUCUUCCAGCAGUAGCAUAAGUGAGAGGGAUGACAGUGAAUACAAGCGGAGAGAACGUAGGAGGAUCAGGAGAUCCAAGAAGGAGCGAGGCAGGAGGACGAGAGAUAAAGAUUCAGACGAAGAGGAGAAGACGAGGAGCAAAAAGCAGAGGAAAGACCAAGAAGACGACAAGAGAGCUAUGGCAAGACGAGGGGAAUCUGUAGAGUCGGAGCAGGGGCGGAGGAGAAGACGGCAAAAGGAACACGGCAAGAGGCGCAAAGACAAAAAAUCCCGGGAAGUUGAAUUUGAGGAGGAGGGAGGGGAUAAAGGUGUGCACAAUCCAAUGCCUGAAGACAGUGUGGACAGUAGAAAAUACAAUGACGUGCAUAUUCAGACUGAAAUGAACGUUGAGCAGCGGGAGGACGGGCAGGACGAGAACACUAAAGCCAAAUACAGGAAAGAGAAGAAGAAAGUGAAAGAGAAAGCAGACACAAGGACUGAGGAGGAGAAGCUGUGGGACGACUCCAUACUGGGCUGUUAGCACCAGUGUGCUUCCUCUGAACUGUCUUCUAUCAAAUCAUUCAAAUACGUUUGAUAACCGUAAACAAAGCAGUGUUGAACAUCUGCUACAAACUAUCAAUGAAGCUGAUUCUUAUUUGUUGUGUUUGGGUGGGAUUAUGUCAUAUAUUUAAGCACAAUUAUAAUAGCUUUAUUUUUUCACAUUGACACUUAUCAUGUUAAUAUUAAUAAUUAUCAUA